UACAGAGGCAGUCCUGUGCCGUGCUGUGCUGUGCCGUGCGGAGCUGUGCAGAGAACUUUUACAUGGCGCGACUGAUACGGCCUUUAAGGCAAUGGCCACAGCUUCAUCAGCAUUGCUGCUCCCGCACACCAGCCAAUCAUUUACUGUCUUCAAUCAUACGACCGACGCUAACCGCUAAAAACUCUUGGUCGUAUUGUCUGUGUUUAACGGCUACUUCUGUAGCUUCCUCCCGUCGAAACGUCCAUCGACCUUCACGCGGACUUAUAAGACCAGAUGCUCUUACAACAUCUGAUCCCAAAGAAGGUGGCAACACAAGCGACUCUGAUUCCGAGCUAAAGAAGAGCCGCAAUCAGAAGAAGCGCGAGGCCAAGCGCGCUGUCCGUUGGGGCAUGAAACUUGCCGCCUUCUCCACUUCUCAAAUCAAACGCAUCCUCAAAGUGGCUUCUCUGGACGAAGAUGUGUUGGAUGCUCUAAUGCUAGUUAAGAGACUUGGCCCAGAUGUUAAAGAAGGAAAGCGGAGGCAGUAUAACUAUAUAGGUAAACUGCUGCGGGAAGUUGAACCAGACUUGAUGGAAGCAUUAAUUCAGGCAACAAGUGAUGGAGACUAUCAUACGCUGCAUGCUUUAGCUGGUUCAAAGAAAAUAAUCAUUGGAGAUGAUGACCAAAAGUCUGAAGAAAGUGAGAAUGAGGAGGAAGAAGAGGAAUCACAUGAGCAUAUCAAUCAGCCAAUUAGAUGGUUCAAUGGCCUCAUAAAUAAGGAUGUUCAAAUUACAAAUGAAGUUUACUCAAUUCAGAGUGUUGAUUUUGAUCGUCAGGAAUUGCGCAAACUUGUGAAGAGAGUACUCACAAGUGAAGAAAGCGGGACUGUUGAAGUAAACGAAGGAGAAGUUGAUGCAGCGACUUUUAGAGCUAAAAAGUCUCUCACCCGUUUCCUUCGCACCCUCGCCAAGCGUAUUGCAGUGGAUGAUGCCUAAUUACUUUUGCAUGUGACAUAAUUAUCAUUAAUUAUUUUUCAGUUGAAACAAAUUUUAUUUUAGUAUUCACGUA
Mangifera indica (mango) is the source of this 1047-nucleotide messenger RNA. RefSeq names its product UPF0307 protein RSc0944. The transcript is spliced from 6 exons. The record is from RefSeq and is a predicted model, not a curated record. Bases 63 to 974 code for a protein of 303 amino acids. Lineage: Eukaryota; Viridiplantae; Streptophyta; Magnoliopsida; Sapindales; Anacardiaceae.